Messenger RNA from Hemicordylus capensis (graceful crag lizard), 12058 nucleotides. It is a transcript of the gene SETD1A, whose product is annotated as SET domain containing 1A, histone lysine methyltransferase. The record is from RefSeq and is a predicted model, not a curated record. The transcript has 20 exons. Gene Ontology annotation, cellular component: Set1C/COMPASS complex. Gene Ontology annotation, molecular function: protein binding; RNA binding; histone H3K4 methyltransferase activity. NCBI's taxonomy places the organism in Eukaryota, Metazoa, Chordata, Lepidosauria, Squamata, Cordylidae. The coding region runs from base 980 to 6682 and encodes 1900 amino acids.
CUUAGAGAAAAACGAGUUCUGAGGAGAACAGAGGGGAUGUGACAAGCGGGGGAGGGAGAGGCUGGGGGGUGUCCCAAAGGGGAGGCACUCCUCCCCCCAGGAUUCCCCCUUUGUGUGUCUCCUGGAGGAGAAGAGGUGGCUGAGCAGGAUUUUGAGGGGAAGGGGAGGAGGAGGAGGGGUCGUCUUGAGGAUCUCACACACACACCCCAUGUGUGAGAGAGGAUGAGGUUAAGGCUGGUAUCCAUUGCUUCGGGGUGGGGACCUAGGAAGGGGAGUGGCUUGCUGGGCUGGAGCCAUCCCAUGGCCAGAGGCUUUUCUGAGGGGAGGUGGCCCCGGUGGCAACUGGGGCCCUUUGGCAGAAGGCAAGAGGGGUGGCUCUGUCAGCGGUGCCUGAAGGAGGAGGACUUCUGGGGAUGUGUGGCAGGGGUGGGGUGCAUGAACUGGACAACUUUUGGGGAGGAGGGGCUGUUUGCCAAAAGGCAAUGUAGAAAUCUGAGAAAUAAAAUAAUGCAUUGAGGAUGAAAUGGGAAGGAGAAGAGAGCCUGGCAGGGUCUGGGUGUGAGAGAGUAAGAAGGAAGUUCUCCCCUGCUUGGUUCUGUGGAAGAAAUGGAUGCCCUGGGGGAGAGACCUGCGGGGAAGUAGAUUUUCCAUAGAGGCCCGAUUCAUGAAGGCGAAAGAUGGAGAUAGGCAGAGGAAAUGGAGAAAGCUAUUAUACGUGAGGGAGGGAUGUAGUGAAAGAGGCUCCACUGAAGUAUGGAAGUGGAAAUAAAUGGAGACAUGUAGGAAGCUUUAAAAAGGCAGUCUUGCCAGAAUAAACUUAAAGUUGGGAGUUUCUCAAGUAUCCGCUUUCACGUUAUGGACUGAACCGACUCCAAACAGGUUUUAUUGGGAAGGAGGGGAAAAAGCGUGUCUGUACAUUGCAUUUUGCCAAUAGCUUGAACACAGAAGAAAUAAUCCACAACAGUGUAAAUGAGUCAGAAUGCAUCAGGAAGGUGGGGGUGACUUCCAGUGGAGAAACUACAAGCUCAUUGUUGACCCAGUGCUCAAGCGGGGUCCACACAAGGUCUACCGCUACGAUGGGGUUCAUUUCAGCACUAAUGAUUCGGGCUAUGUUCCUGUGGGUGAUGUGCGGGAUCCCAGAGGCAGGAUAUGGUCCAAAAACAGGGACAUUUCCCUCCCUGUCCCAGAGUUUAAGUUGGAUGAAUUCUACGUGGGCCCGAUCCCUCUGAAGGAGGUGACCUUCGCCCGGCUCAAUGACAACAUCAAGGAGCCCUUCCUGGCUGAGAUGUGCAAGAAGUAUGGAAAGAUUAAGGAGAUUGAGAUUCUUUAUAAUCCCAAGAACCGCAAGCACUUAGGCUUGGCCAAGGUGCUCUUCACGAGCACAAAGGGGGCCAAGGAAACAGUCAAGAACUUGCACAACACUUCGGUCAUGGGCAACAUCAUUCAUGCCCAGCUUGAUAUCAACGGUCAGCAGCGAAUGAAGUACUAUGAUCUGAUAGUGAAUGGCUCUUAUACCCCCCAGACUGUCCCCACUGGGGGCAAAAUGCUGAAUGAGAAGUUCCCAGCAGACUCAUCAGAGUCCCGAAGGCGCCAUUCGACUGAUUCCUCAUACCCUGUUAAUGCAAUGCCUUCAACUCCUGGCAACGGCACGCCCUGCUCUCAGGACACUCCCUAUUCCAGUGGCCGACAAGACACACCCUCUUCAUAUGGCCAGUACACACCCCAGUCAUCCCAGGGGACUCCGUACACCCCCAGGGGAGGGACUCCUUAUUCCCAGGACUCUGCCUACUCCAGCAGGCAAGGGACUCCAGGCUACUCAAGUUACCAACCUGAGUCAACGUCGUACAAAUCCCGUCGUCAUGAGAACAGCUUUUCUGAUUCGUACCCCCGAAGGCAUUAUUCUUCUUCCUCUUCCUCAUCCUCGUCAUCGUCAUCGUCGUCGUCCUCUCACUACCGCAGCAACGACCACCACUACCCACCUUAUAGUCAGCAGUUUGAUGGCGGGAGCAGCAGCACUGCCACAGCCAGCAGCAGUCGGUAUCAGCGCCAUUCAUCCACCUCAGAAGUGCGCUCCUCUUCCUCCUCUUCUCAUCGCUCCCUCCAAAGAGAGGACUCUGCCUUCCAUUCCCGACACAGAGAGCGCUCCCAGCGAGAUGAUACUACUACUUCCAUCACCACCACCACCACCACCCCAACCACCACUACCACCCCAACCACCACCACCACCACCACCUCUUCCUCUUCAUCAUCUGUGGCAACAGCAUCAGAAGGUGCUCAGUUCCAGAACAGUCACAGUUUUCCUCAGCAGACUGCGGAGCAUUUCCCAGCCCCCAGUGCUCUCUACCCAUCCUACAUAGCUACUCCAGAGCCCUUCUCCCUACCUGCUGAACCCCUUGCCAUGGACCAGGAUUACCGGCUGCUUCCUACGGCUGAGACUUUUGCCGCCAAUUCCCUGCCUCCCACAGAAUUUCUUGCUCAGGAAACAAAAGAGAACAUCAGCCCAGCAGUGACAACGGCCCUAGGGGCUGAUGACCGGUCCCAUUCGCCUGCCAUGCAGACCUCACCGGCCCGCUCUGGCUCUCCGGCACCUGAAACGACCAAUGAGAGCGUGCCCUUUGCUCAGCACAGCAGUUUGGAUUCCCGUAUCGAGAUGCUGCUGAAAGAGCAGAGGUCCAAGUUUUCCUUUCUUAACUCAGACACGGAAGAGGAAGAGGAGGAGAAAGGAGGACCCAAGGGGGCAGAGGCGCACGGGCCCUGCACUCCACCACCACCCCUUCCAGUCAGUUUUGAAGACGUGGUGCCCGCAUUGGACGUGGGAUCGGGAGCAGAAUCCCCCAAAGCCAAUGGGCAAGAUCGAGCAUCUCAACAGUCGUCUGGUGAAGAUAUGGAAAUUUCGGAGGAUGAAGCAGAGGUUGAGCCUCCAACCCCUGUGGCAGGCGUGUCUGAACCCCAUUAUUCUGUGAUGUCAUCUGGCCUGGCCCACUUGCCACUGGGUGUGUCAUCCUUUACUCCCCACCAUCGACCAGAGCCACCCCCACCACCCCCCUCUUACCCGCUGCAGCCUCUCAUGUCCGUUUCCCUCCCACACCUGACGGGUAAAGCCCAUUCUCUGGCUAACUAUGGCCAGGUCGGGCCACGGCACACUCACCGCUUGUCGGACUUCAGGGGGCGGGCGGGUGUGGUAGGCGGGGGCCGUGGUGCCCCCCACAUCUAUGACUUUGUCAAUUCCAUGGAGCUAAUGAACCGGCUGGGCAACCAGUGGGGUGGGAUGCCCAUGUCCUUCCAGAUGCAGACCCAGAUGCUGAGUCGCCUGCAGCAGCUCCGUCAGAGCAAAGGCCAGUUUGAGGACCCUUUCUCCUACCACCGGGAGGCGGCAGCUUUCUGUGGCCGGCCCCUCUAUGGCCAUGGCUACUUACUGGACCAGAGCAGCCGCCACUUCCAGAGAGACCAGCUGUUCAUGCAGCAGCCAUCAGUGGUAGGCACCUCAGAGCAGCAGCAUUCCUCAGAGCAACCCCCGCCUCUGCCACCCCCACAGCGCCUCCUUGAUUUCCGAGCAGCCCAGUGGGGCUACCAAGAGGAAGUGGCCCCACCUCCCCCUCUCCCCAAGGACCCACAUGCCUCUGUGGUGGACAGUGUCCUCGCAACACUUAUGCAGGAGAUGAAGAGCAUCAUGCAGCGUGACCUCAACCGCAAGAUGGUGGAGAAUGUGGCUUUCAACACCUUCGACAAGUGGUGGGGGCGCAAGGAGGAGAAGGCCAAGCCUUUCCAGAGUACUGUUAAACAGCCAGCCAAGGAGGAAGAGAAGGACAAGACCAAGCUGAAAGACCCUGCCCUGCUCUCGCUCGUUGACUGGGCCAAAAGUGGUGGCACUGGCGGCCUGGAAGGAUUUGGCUUUGGGACUGGCUUUCGAGGAGUUCUCAGGCUUCCGUCCUUCAAGGUGAAAAGGAAAGAGCCAUCUGAAAUUUCAGAAGGUAGUGAUGUGAAGCAGCCUCGGCCUUCUACUCCUGCUGAAGAGGAUGAGGAAGAUAAGGAAUCCUCGCAGAUAUCCAAGUCUUCCAAGAGGGACGAUGAGCGGAUCAAGGGGCCAGAAAAACGACGGAAACUUUUCUGCUUGGAUAGUGAAGGAGAGGAAGCAUCUGAGGACUCGUCUUCUGAGAAGGAGGAAGAGGAAGAUGAGGAAGAGCGGCGGAGGGGCGAAGGAGGUGGUGGUGCCAGGAAGCGUGGCACAAAGGGUGAAGAAUCUGAAGAUGAAGGUGAGAGCGAUGGCUCCUCCAAGUAUUCUCUUUAUGAAGAGUCUGACGAGGACAGUGACAGCACCUCUGACUCAGAGAGCAGCUCUUCCUCCUCAUCUUCCUUAUCGUCGUCAUCCUCGUCUGAUGAGGAGGAGGCCGAGAGCAUGGAGGAAAUGGAUGAAUCCACCAUGGACAGCUGCCCUACCGAGCUACUGAGAGGCACGGAAGAGAAGGCACGGCAAUCAGACUCUGAACUGAGCAAGAAGAAGCCAGAAGCAAGUGUUGUCCGAGCCCAUGUGGUAGAGCAGAAGUCUGCUGCUCGGGAGGAGAGCAUACCAGCCCCACUGCCAGAGGCGAAGGAUGUUGGAAUAGCACCUAGGCCAGAAGAACGACCUUCCUCACCCAUCCCACUGCUACCACCACCCAAGAAACGCCGGAAGACAGUCUCCUUUUCAGCUCUCGGUGAGGAUGAUGAGAUCAAGGGGGCCUUGGAGAAGCCUCUUGAACUGUCAUCCCCAGCUCUUCUGCCCCCACCACCACCACCUCCUCCUCCCCCCAUAGAAGAAGCACACACCCCAUUAGUGCCUCUGGAACCCACAUUACCACCCCAAGUGUCCUUAACCCCAGACGCCCCAACUCCAGUUGCCUGUUCCUUGGCCCCGGCAACCUCCCUGCUCAAGCCAGUGGCUGCCACUACCCGAAAGCGGGAGCCCCCCAAGGCCAGCCAAAGAACAAUCAGCAACCUGCCAGCUGACCAUGCUUCCCUUGUGAAAUGUUGGUCAGAUGAGCUGCUGCCAGCUGGCCGGUCCCGGGGCCGCUCUCGCUCCCGCAACUCAGAGCCCCUGCGGGUACCGCAACCCCAGGAAGAAGAUAGGCUGCGUAUACGUGAGCAGUUGGGUGCCUCUUCGCUGCUAGAGCUGGCUAAUCAACCCGACCUGGCCGUGCUGGCAGACGUGGCUCUCAAGAUGCCUGUUGGCGCAGGAAGUGAAGACUCUGAGGAGACAGAGACCUCGGAUGAGGCCGAGGAGCCCAAGGCCCUGCCUCCCCCUCCUGCAUUGUCCCCCGAAGUCAGCAGCAUUUUGCUGGAACAUAACUAUGCCAUGGUUGUCCGUGUAGCACCAGUGACUGCUGCCCGCAGGCCAGAUGAACCAGCCUUGCUGGGCUCCACUGACCUGUUGCGGGUAGAUCUGUAUAGUGAGCACAUUGGCGAAGUCCUGGAGGCCCCCGAAGAGGUGGUGGCAGAUGCCAGUGAGGUCAAAGCUGAAACAGAUGUUGGUGACCUUGUUGUGCUGCCCCCUCCACCUCCCCCAUCAUCUGAGAAGCCCAAGGCAGCUGUCUCAGAGCAGCAGCAGGCCAAGAAACAUCCCAGCUGGCUCAAGGAGGAGGCAAUAAAGGACCCAGGAUCGUUGCCCUUUGGGCCGGAGGAUCUGUUCCCUUCAGAGAGUGAGGAGGAGGAGGAAGAGGAGGAUGAGAGUGCCGACAGCAGCGAUGAAGGGGAGAUUCGCAGGAGGUCCCUGCGCUCCCACUCGCACAAGCACACCCCAGCCCAGGCACCUCCGCCACCUCCUGUUUUUGAGACACGCAGCGAGUUUGAGCAAAUGACGAUCUUGUAUGAUAUCUGGAACUCGGGGCUGGACUUGGAGGACAUGAAGUACUUGCGGCUGACAUACGAGCGUCUGCUGCAUGAGGACAACAGCACAGACUGGCUGAAUGACACCCACUGGGUCCACCAUACCAUCACGAAUAUUGCAAACCCCAAGCGGAAAAGGAAGUCAUCAGACCUGCGAGAGCACCAAACAGGCUGUGCCCGCAGUGAGGGUUAUUAUCACAUCAGCAAGAAGGAGAAGGACAAGUACCUCGACGUGUGCCCUGCUAUUGGGCAGCAGCUGGAUGCUGCUGAUACGCAGGGCACUAAUCGCAUCCUGUCAGAACGGCGAUCCGAGCAAAGGCGCCUGCUGAGUGCCAUUGGCACCUCCGCCAUCCUCGAUAGUGACCUCCUGAAACUUAACCAACUGAAGUUCCGCAAGAAGAAGCUACGGUUUGGCCGCAGCCGGAUUCAUGAGUGGGGCCUCUUUGCCAUGGAGCCAAUAGCCGCCGAUGAGAUGGUCAUUGAGUAUGUGGGUCAGAACAUUCGGCAGAUGGUGGCUGACAUGCGUGAAAAGCGGUAUGCUCAGGAGGGCAUUGGGAGCAGCUACCUCUUCCGGGUGGACCACGACACGAUCAUUGAUGCCACCAAAUGUGGCAACCUGGCCCGCUUCAUCAACCACUGCUGCACACCCAACUGCUAUGCCAAAGUCAUCACCAUAGAGUCCCAGAAGAAGAUUGUCAUCUACUCCAAGCAGCCCAUCAGCAUCAAUGAGGAGAUCACUUACGACUACAAGUUCCCCAUCGAGGAAAACAAGAUUCCCUGCCUGUGUGGCACAGAGAAUUGCCGGGGCACCCUGAAUUGAGACAGACAUGUAUCCAUGGCAUUCGUAUUUAUUUUGUUCAGUUUCUCCACCUCUUCUCCCUAUUCAUUCCUUUUACUCUCCUCUAUCCCAUAGCGAGCUCAGCUCUUCUCCUCACAGAGUUGUGGUGGAAAACUUCUGUCGCCUUAAGACCCAUCCAGACACCAUUUAGAUCCCAGCCAAUAAGAGAGCAUUUCCCUCUCCUCAGGUUUUAAUCAAUAAGUUCCUUUUUUAUCCCUUCCACCCAAUCAGAAACGCUUCUCUUCCCCUCAGCCAGCUGGCAAUUUUGUGUGUGAGUGUUUGUUCCUAAUUCUAGCCCCUCAACUUCUCCUUGGGAAAAUCAUUUAGACUUAAUAGUAGAUUUUGACCCAUCAAACAUCCUUCUCUCCCCACCUUAUGAUCAAUUUCAGUUAUGGUUCUCUAGCAUGCCGCCAUCAAUAACAAGAUUGACUAGCUGUAAAACCUCUUGAGGCUGUGAGAACUUGGUGCCCUUAAGGGCACAGACACUGGUCCGUGCAUUGGCUGUGGGUAUUGGUGGCCAGAGGGGAGAUCUACCCCAGCACUUGAGAUUUUAAGGUUAGUUGAGCAUGUUGCCCCCUCCCCCUUUGGAAAGAGUAGCUUGUUUGUGAGAGAGUUCUGGAGCAAGUUGCUUCUCCCAGGGCUCCUUGCUCUGGGUUCAAGGUGUUACUUUCCAGAUACAAAGGCAACUCUGGGCGCAUUUCAAUCUGUUACGAUUACCCCCACAUCCCCCUGAAACAUUGCAGUGUGUGAUCCGGAUGUCAUAGAUCACUCUGACCUGCCGCAUUGUCAUUGUGAUCAAUAACUUGAACCUCCUUGCUUCAGGAUAUCUCUCUAAUAUAAAAUACUGUCUUGUUAAUCCUUCCAAGUGCUUGCAGUCACCAACAUAGAAGUUCUAAAAUCCAUUGGGUUGUGUCAUCCGUGUUGCAGUCUGCCUUUCCUAUUCCUUUACCCUGUAAUAUGUUGUAAAAUCGGGAGAAAAAGAGAUCAACUUGCCAUAAGAAUGAAAGGGGCUUGAAUUUCUUCCCUAGCUACAGUUAUGACUUCAACCAGACCGAUUUACAGCAUAAGCUAAGAUCCCACCCCAUAUACCACUCUAAUAAUUUUUCUUUAGGAGAAGAAAGUUGUAUAUAUAUCUAUUCCAGAUGGAUUGGCUGUUUCUUGUAGAAACACGAGUUUAUUGGUAUGUAAAUAUUUUAUUAUUUUGGUUUUCCUCUUCAUACUAAAAAGAAAUCUGUAAAUAAUAUUGCAAUGUGUUUCUUUCUCCUGUCUUUAUCCUCACUUGCACUGUGCCAUCCUAUUCCUUUGACACGAAGUGGGAUUUCUUUUUUUCUCCUGAGGGGAAAAAGCAUAUAACCUUCUGGAUGGUGCAUUGGAGGGGUCAAACAAGUGUACCUCUUUAUUUCUAAGAGGAGUCAGUUUUUUAAAAAGAUGAAAGACUUUGUAAUUGGACAUCUGGGAAUAUUUUAGCUGGAUUUUUAUUGUUUUAACAUGCACACCAAUCUGACUUCAUUCUGUUUUCUCUCAAUAUGAUUGAUUUGGGUAAUUCCAUUUGAGAACACUUUGGACUGGUGUCUGCUUACCUCAGUGGACAGCCUUGAGCUUUGAGGAACUGAGUGAUUUAAGAUGCCCCUAUUCUGAAAUGGCCUUUCCGUACAGGAAGAAAACUUUAUGGGGAAGUGCACAUUAUGUUGGCAGACAGGGAUUAUAAUCUGUGUUUGCUGAAUAAAUGGAGGGGAACAUUGUCAGGGAAGAAAUGGCAGAACAGUGUGUGCCCGGCCUUCCCCUUCCUGCUACUACCUACUGCUGCAAGUACUUUGCCCCCGUCCCCCUCAAACUGGGCAGCCAUUCAAGGCGGUCAUCCAUUUUCUUCCCUACUUCCAUCUAUUUGUUAUAAAUGAAGUCUUAGUAGCUGUACUGGCCCAAUAGAACAGAAAAGCAGAAACCACAGAGAUGAUGCCAGUUGUUGAUCCAAUGAACCAUUCAGGUACCAGGGAUGAACUCUAGAACUACACGUUCAAAUGUGUAGUUUCCAAGGGUGGUGGAACUAAUAUUACACCAACAAACUUGGGUUCCUGUGCUUGCUAAAUAAGAUGAAUGAGGAGAAAAGCUAUGGGCUUGGAGGGCAACUUAAUCCUUCCCUCUACCUGCUGCUUCUCCACCACAAAUCCUCCAGCCCAGUGGAGGAGGACUGUUGAGUGAGUGAUGCUUCAGUGACUGCUGGAUACUUUGCUGAUGAGAAUGCACCCUUUGCCACAUUUCUGUUCAGCAAACAUGGUUAGAAACCUAUGUUUGUUGAUAACUACCCAAAGUUUUUUCUUCCAGUAUGUUAACUGAUCCAGUAGGAGCCAUCUUCUUACUUGGCUCCACAGUUCAACCAUUUUUCUCUCCAGCGUAUUUGCUCCCUGGAUUUGAAACUGGCAAUAUCUUCGCACCUUCUUCUUGGAUAAAUAUUCGUCCAGAGCACUUUGAGGGAAGAUUUGUAAGUAGUCAGUCCAAGAACAUCUCAAAGAGACUUCUUAAGUUGGUGAGAUCUUGACUUCUUCCCCCUAAAAGCCUUGGCCAGUUUUGUGAUACAUACUGCUACUUGCCUGUCCGAAGAAAGUGAAGUCUCAGUCUCUUGCCUUAAAAGGUUCCAUCAGGAUUGACUCUUGGGGAAAAUCAGGUGGUUUGUAAUUACUUUCUGAGAAGCGGGAUGCCAGUGGCAGCCUUGCUGGGCAAUAGUAAAUCUUGUGGCUUUGUCCUUAAGACUCUGUACAAUUUUCUCUCCAUCGUUUUCUUUUGUUUUGAAAAUAGAUGAAAGUUGCGGAAAGCUGUCUUAGCAACUAACGUUGAGUCAUCUGAGGGAAACAAAUGAGGGCAAACAAAAACAAGUUUCUUUGCUGUUGCAUAUGGAAAAACUGAAGCUUUUCCCUCUCGAAGGCUUCUUGUCUUGUUUAAACUGGUUUCAUUCUGAAAUGACUUUCCCAUCUUGCUGCAUCCACUGCUUUGCCUGUGGAGGUGCACUUCAGAUUCACAUUGCUUUAAGACAAGGUAGAAGCCAUCCUUUCUGGUUAAGGUUCCACUGCCUUAACCAGCACAACCCCACCCCCUGCUCUUGCAUCGUUCUUAUGUCAGUGGCAGUCAGUCAUUCUCCCUUUUUACAAAGCUGUGCAAUACAUAACGUCUGCUUGUGGAUUAAAACAAAAAGGAAGUUACUUGUUUAGUGUGAAGCAAUGCAAACAAUUCCUUCCACACCUGGCAGAAUGUCAUUUUCCAAUCCCUUUCUCCCCCAGCUCAGGCGGAUAUUCAUGUGAAUGGAAGACAGAUGCAUCCUACAUGAGUAAAUGCCUCUUCUAGGCUCUCCCUCAGUACACCCUCAAGUCCCUGUAGAAGCUGCAGAAUUACUGGUUUUUCUUGAGUGCUACUCUCAAAUCACUGUCUUGUUUUAAAACGUUGAUGGCCUCUCUACCCUUUUCUUAAAUGUAGUUUUCAAAAAUCCUUCAUCAUUUCAGUGAGUUUAAAACUAUUACAUUUCUCUCUGUCUGCAUACGCUUACUUUUAGUGAUUCAGAUCCUUAAUAUUUUCUUCAUCCUUUGUUUUCCAGAAUAAUUCUUAAGAAGCCAUAAAUCAGGGUCUGCAGAAAUCUUUUUAUGCAUCUUCCUUGGAGCUUUCCUUAAUAUUAUUUAUUCAUAUAUAUAAAUGAUUUAAGAUUUUCCAAACUCCUGUCUCAAAGCUGCUGUUUAAAUGGCUCCAAUCCUUUAAAACUGUGUCAUCUUAAGGCUUCAGUAACAAGGACCUUCCAAAUCUCCUUGCUUGAACUAAAACAGACAGCCACAUUUUAACCCUGACAAACCAUUAGCUAACCUUUUAGCAGCUUAACUUGUCAUGAUUUUUAGAGUACUGGUGAAGAGUAGUGGUUCUUACCUACUUGCUGAUAUCCAAUGUUGCUGCUUUUAAGCAUAAUACAUUGAUAGGGAUGUGCAGGGAAGGGGGGAUAAAAGAAGAUAAAAUAUUAAAUAACAUAAUUGCCCUAAAUUGUGUUUGGUAGCUGACUUUUGCAAAGCUGUGGCCUGCCACAUCUAGAGUCCAUCUUCAUCAGCUUUAAAUGUUCCCUGUAGAAGUCUUGCAUGUUAUAUCUAGAAAUAAUUCAUCUUAGACCCCAAAUAUUUCAGGGGGUAGCUUGGGGAGUUCUCCCUUUGUUGUGGACUUGUAGAUAUGAAUCAUUCCCAGGUGAAAUACAGCCAAAAGAGUAAAGAUGUGCAUUUUUCUGCUUUGCCCCAUUUGAAAUGGGGACCACCUAGGAAUCGCACUUUGUGGAUUCCAUACCAACAUUCCCUCUCCUUUGACAGAACCCAUUUGUUAGGCUAUGCUCCAUUUUUAUUUUUAAAGCACUUAAGCCCUCCUGUGUUACUGAAUCUUGCUUAAUAAGACCAUCUUUCCCACAUCUUCUUAUCUGCAUAGAUAAGCAUGCCUUCUCCACGUGUUAACAGGAAUAAAUUCUUUGUUCACUCACCAGUGGUUGUACCAGGUAGCUUGGUUUAAUCCUUUAGUCAAACCCUCCAUCUUGUUGAUAGUUCUCUAUUCCCCAGCUUUUUAAUACACAUUUUUAAAAAAAAAAAAUUGUUGCAGUGAAGCUUUCAUUUUGGUUCCCUGCCUCGACCCCCAGUGUCUUGAAAGUUUUUGAUGUUUGUCUUUAACUCACCAAAGCUAGAAAGGAGACACUGUCCCUCUCAAAUUCCUCUCUAUCACCGUGGUAUCCUGCAUUUAACCUGAUCUCACUUCUUGGCAGAAGGGGUGGUGAGAGGCUUUCUUAUCCAUUUGUUUAGGAGAAGAAAAAACUUUCCAAGAAACCUGUUCAAAUGCUUCCAGAUGCUUUAAUAAAAAAACCCCCAAAGUUUUUGGUCUUUCAGAACUGACUCUCUCUGCCAGCUUGUUGUGCUGAAGCGUUCUAGAAUUACCCACUCCUGUCUUUUUCUCUCUGUGCAUUUUAUCUGUGUAGAUAUAUGUAUAAAAAUGAUAGAUAUUAAAAGAAAAAUCUCUAUACCAGGGAGGGUUAUGCUUUUUAACCUUCUCUAGCAGCAGUGGCAGCUUGCUGAGAGUUUUGUGUUUAAUGCAGAGGGUAGAAAUGCACGCACACAGAUGGAUGGAUAUCCCCCCCUUUUUUUCUUCCCUGGCUGCCCAGAGGAUGGGUCUCUUCAAACUUGCAUACCUACUCUUCUGUCCAUCUAUAUAAAUAUUAUAUAUAUAAAUAUAUAAAUAUAUUUUCAUUUGAUCUUAUUGGCUUCCUACUUGUACAUAUGUUAAUAAUUUGUGGAUUCAUUACUUGGUGCCAGAUAGCACAUUUUUAUAAAAGUCAUUAAACUUUUAUUGUACAAAAAA